UCUAUGACAGCAGGCUGCAGCUGUCCAAAUCCCAGGUUGCUGAGUAAAUCCAUUGCAUCCACAGGUUAAUAAACUAGCAUGCUAGCUAGUCUCUUGGAAAAGGUGGGUCGCUUGAAAACGAUUUGUUAACUAGAGAAUUACACGUAUGUCCAUUAAUUGGCAGAAGACAAGUGACGAAUAUUAUGAAGAAUGCAUAACUUUGAAAGCUGUGCUCGUCGACAAAAAGCAAACCAGGCAAGAUCGGGUCAUUUUCAACACAUUGAAUUCCCAGUGAGGUGUUUUUCUAAGCUCCAUGGACACCUUGGAUAGUAGGAGUGAGCCCCGGUAUUCUGAUGGCGAUCACAACCAUUGGCUGAUGGAGAGACCGGAAGACAUGGAUCAGAGGGGCCGGGAGGGGUGGCGGCUGGUAGAUGUCCUGCUCUCCGGGGGUGCUCCAUGGGGAUUCACACUCAAAGGAGGCAGAGAGCACCGAGAACCACUGCUCAUCACAAAGGUGGAGGAGGGCAGCAAGGCAGCAGCGGUCAGCCUCCAGGUUGGAGACGAGAUGGUGAACAUCAACCAGGUCCCUCUGAGCGGUUACAGGCAGGAGGCCAUCUGCCUGGUCAAGGGAUCAUACAAGACCCUCAAUCUGGUUGUCAAGAGGAAUAUGAGAAUGGUGGAUUUAGUAGCUACUGGAAAAAUGCCCUCUGAGACUGAUGUCCAUGUGGCCAGGAGCUUUCUCAACAAGAUAUUACGAAGUUCCAUGAGGAGGAAUGAAGCCGUAAGCAGGCCUCACUCCUGGCACGCCACCAAGUUCAACGAGAGCCAAUCAGAGACUGCCAAAACUCAGUCUCCGCCCCCACCGGUCUGGCAGACCGGAUAUGAUGCAAGCUUCUCCUCUACCAACCUCUCCUCGACUGGCUGGGACCAGAACCAGACUAACCUACGGCGAGUAUCAGACCAGUUCAGCUCUCUGGGCAGCAUGGACAGUCUAGACGUCUCCCACCACCCCUACCCCCCUGGACACCAAUCCCCAGGACGCUUCUCCCCGGUCAAGUCCAACACCAGCACGGAGCACCUGGGAGGGGGCAAGAGGGACUCUGCAUACAGCUCCUUUUCCACCAACUCUGGUACCCCAGACUACACCCUCUCCAAGACACCAGACCACACCCUCCCUAAGACACCAGACCACACCCUCCCUAAGACACCAGACCACACCCUCCCUAAGACACCAGACCACACCCUCCCUAAGACACCAGACCACACCCUCCCUAAGACACCAGACCACACCCUCCCUAAGACACCAGACCACACCCUCCCUAAGAGCAAUGCUGCCUCCACAGAGAACAUGCUGUGUGAGGUGAACCAGUGGGAGUCAGGGGGCCGGCCCAGUAACAGCAGACAUGUCCUGCCUGACCCUCUCACUACUCAGGCUGAGAGGCCAGGGUAUCUGCAACUGGCUGGGGGACAUGGGGCCAACAUGGUCCGGGACAGCCCCUGGACAGCGGAGCAGUCAGGGUCAGGUUCUUCCCACUCCUCCAGCUCUACUAGGGCUAGCUGCGGUCCCGUCUGGCACGUUCCGGACAAGAAGAAAACCUCCGAUCCCCCUCCCCCACCGCCCGUACGCAGUCACAGUUUCGCUGCUACGAAGUCCCAUGAGAAUGUUCUGGUUAUAGCCUGUCCAGAGGGACCCGGUGCUCACACCCAGCCCAAGGCCCAUGGUGAAGGAAUGGAUAACUCUGAUAACUCACAAUGCACCAAUGACUCUCGGCGUAGCCAUCACAACUUACCCUCCAAGAACAACAUGGUCCCUCCUUACAUUUCACCAAAGAACUGUCAUCCCAACCAGGUGAACUGUAACAAGCUUUGCUCCCUGUCCAGUAGUGAUGUCAGGCUGGGCCAGCUCCCCCCUACCUACUUGCCCUGCCACCAGAGACAGUACAGUAAUGAGAGCUCUCUCUACUCCCACCCCAGGACUUGGUCUGUCCCCAAACAGCAGAACGUCAGCAUCUGCUACAGCAGCAUGCAGGAGCUCCCCACCAACUACAAUGCCCAGAACACCCAGCUCUACAGCCAGACCCCAGACAGCACUGGAGACAGCCGGUACUACUGUGUGACGGCCAGACAGCCUGGUCAACCGGUCACCCAGGCCCUGCAGGUCAAGACUGACGAAAGGAGGGGUGGAGGGGGCAGAGAGGAGGGUGUGGAGGGUGGCGGUGAAAGGAGGAGAACAGUGAGCAUCGUACAGGGUGGAGGAGAUAAGAAGUCACUCACUCCCCUGGGGUCAGGGGUUACCAAGGCUAAGUACCAGCCACCUCCACUCCUCAACAACGACAGUAAGGGAUACAGCAGACAGGAUGACUGCUCCCGCCACAAACAGCCAGCUACCGUUUGUCCCUCUGCUGUACUGGAGUCCUCUACAGGCCAGCCCAGCCUGAAGAGGAACAACAGUCAGACUGCAGAGCCCCACUGUAUGAGUUACCCCCCGAGAAGACAGUCUCUACAACCUCUUCAGCAGGACACCAUACACCGUCAAGAGAUGCUGCCAGAUAGUCAGAUCUGCCCUCAGACCACCAGCGGCCUCAGCAACUCAGGCCUCGUACCCAGAGACUAUUCCAGUGUGGAGACUGUAGAUCUCUCCAGUAACCAGUGCACCAGGACUGACCGGUUCGCCACCACCCUGAGGAAUGAGAUCCAGAUGAGACGUGCCCAGCUGCAGAAGAGUCAGAGCGCUGCCUCCCUGAGUGGACCCUGUGAGGCGGAGGAGAACCAUGAGGUGCCAGAGGUCUGGAGGCCCAAAGACACCACCUCUUCUUCAGAUGGCUCCUUCACCUCCACCUAUAAGGACCAUCUGAAGGAGGCGCAGGCCCGCGUGCUGAAGGCCACCUCGUUUAGAAGGAGAGACCUGGAGCCUGUCCUUCUGGAGCACCCUGUGGCAGAGGCAGGGUCCCUGCCGGACUACUCCUCCUCUGGUCUGGGGAGGAGCGACAACUCUAACCCCCUGUCCAGCCUCUCUGAGGGCCUCCCAGCCAGGUCUGGCUCUGCCCAGAGUCAGGUGACCCGUAUUGGAAGCAGGAAGCGUUUCACCACGGAGAAGAAGGUCCGGUGUUUCUCUGAGCCAGACAAAAUCAAUGAUGUGGGGGUGAAGGAGGAGCUGACCCCCCCUAAGACUGCAGACUCCUUGCUGAACCGACGCUCCACCCCCAGACCUGCCUUCACCAGACCCCUCCCUAAAACUGCCCUGCCAGGCCCUGUAGAGGACUGUGGAGAGGGCAAAGAGAUAGCCAGGGGUGAUUGUGACAUGUCCGGCAGCAGGAAGGAACAGAGAGAGUGUCAGGGACAGGACCACAGACAGCAGGCCCUUCUGGAGCUGCAGAGACUGGGGACCUUUGCUGAGUACGAGACCACCUGGAACACCCAGAAGAAAGCAGCUGAGACCAGAGCCUCAGGACGCUCACACUCUGCUGAUAACAUCCUGGAUCCUGGAAAAGAUGACAGGACCAAACCAGCCCCAGUCCACGAGAGGUCCCGAUCCUCACCCUCCGCUGACUUCUAUGACAAGAGCCACGUUCCAGGGAGGAAGUCAGCAGAAUAUUCCCAACUGGAGAGCCAACCUGCCCAACAGGACAACAACACCACUGCGAGGUUGUCUGACAGAUGUCGUGUUGGAGAAUUCAGAGGAAGAGUGAAGAGAGAAAAGGCUCUGGAACCUCUGGAGCUGAAAGACUUCCCAGAACCCCCUCCACCCGUGACCAACGAGGAGAGCCCUGACAUCAGAUCCACUUCUGCCCCCUGCCCUGCCUACCACAGUCCCACAUCCAUCUCUUACCAGCACCUGGAAACUGACUUCCCUCCCCCAGAUGAGUCCUACACCGAGCCCAAGACCUCAAUACCCCAGCUUCAUAUUCAGCUGCAGUCUGGUACCAGGAGGAAGGGUCCGCUCCCCCCACCCAGACAAGACCAUUCAAGACAUCCACAGAACACCCACUCCCAGGAGUCUCUGUCUGGCUCUCAGGGCGGAGCUUCUGCCUCCCACGCCCCGGUCUCCUCCCACUUUGCCUCUGGUCCCACCCACUCCCCAAGGGGGGAUUCUGAGCAGAGCAGAGGAUUGGUGGAGAGGGAGCAGGAGACGGUACACCAGGUAGUGCCAUCCAAUCCUGAUCCAGCCCUUCCUGCCUUGCCCAGUAUGAGGUGCCAUCGUUCUCCCUCUCCUCAGUUUGCUCCUCCUCAGCUGACAGACAAGCCUCCUGUCUCUCUCCAGCAGCACCAUGACAACCCUGUCUCUCUCUCGGUCUGUCUGCACUAUGACCAAAACAACAGGAUGGAGAAUGUGAUCGAGCCAACCAGUGUGAGGAAGGUUCCUAUAAAGAUCAUUCACUCAGAGAGCGAGAAGGAGAAGGAGAGCCGACAGUACCUGGUGCAUCACAGUCACUCCACAGUGGAAGAAGCCCAGGGGCCCAGUCUGGUCCCCCUCAGCAGCCUGGGGACCUCAGGGGCCCCGGAACAGUCCUACUCUCUGUUCUGUGCCUACAGCCGGCAGAGGGACCAGGGGCCAGAGAGAGAGAAGACACUGGCCCCACCCAGUUACCCAGCCCCAGAACUGCCUACACCCCCACCCCCUUACCAAACCCCUGAGAUGGACCUGGAGCAACACAGAGACACACACAUGUGUCCUCUCAGGGUCCACAACAGCCAAAUGGCAGUCCUGGCCACAUCCCCACCCAGCCGACAGACCACCUCAGGCCCAGAGCCCCCCAGCGGUAACUGCGUGUCCCCUCCCGUCCCCCUCCCCCACUCUGAGGAGGAUGUGAAGACAGAGCAGCUGGCCAGAGACAUCAUGAAUAAGGAUCGGUCCCUAGCUGACAUCUUGGAUAAGAGCUGGAGGAGGACCACCAUGGACCUGAUGGAGGGACUCUUCCCCCAGGGAGAAGUGCUGCUGGAGGGGAAGGAGAGGAGGACGGUGUCCCUCAAACACUCCUCACCACGGCCUUCAGAGGACAGGAGUGAGGAGGACAGUGUAACGGCAGCAGUUUCUUUGGGGACCAGCUCCACCUAUUACAGCACGUCGGCACCAAAGGCUGAGCUUCUGAUCAAGCUGAAAGACAUGCAGGAGAGGGAGGGGCUAGAGGAGGAGCUGGAGGAGGAGUCAGCGGAUGAGUUAGACCACGACCUGGCCAAUAAAAAGCAGGAGCUGGUGGACUCUCUCAGCAGGAAGCUGCAGGUGCUGCGUGAGGCCAGGGAGAGUCUUCAGGAGGAUGUCCGUGAUAACAACGCCCUAGGAGAGGAGGUGGAGGCCACGGUGCAGCAGGUCUGUAUGCCAAACCAGCUGGACAAGUUCAGGAUGUUCAUAGGAGACCUGGACAAAGUGGUCAGCCUGCUGCUGUCCCUGUCCGGACGCCUGGCCAGAGUGGAGAACGCCCUCAACAGCCUGGAGGAUGGUACAUCACCUGAGGAGAGGAGAACCCUGACAGACAAGAGGAAGCUGUUGAUCCAGCAGCAUGAGGAUGCCAAGGAGCUGAAGGAGAACCUGGACCGCCGAGAGAGAGUGGUCUACAACAUCCUGGCUUCCUACCUCCCAGAGGAGAGCCUGACCGACUACCAACACUUUGUCAAGAUGAAGUCUGCCCUCAUUAUUGAGCAGCGCAAACUAGAGGACAAGAUUAAACUGGGAGAGGAGCAGCUCAAGUGUCUGAUGGACAGCCUGCCGCUAGAGCAGAGGAUGAGCCUGUAACCCCUGACCCCUGGAUCAGAGAAUGGCUCCAAACGCACAUGACUUCUCAAACUGUGUAUGAUGGACCUGACCACUCUGGCCUCACUGCAGUGGAACCCUAUGGCCACUAAGGGGCAGCAGAGAUUAGCAGAGAGGAGCAGCAGUACCCCACUAGAUGGCAGCAAAGAACAGAGCUCCAGACUGUAGGGGUUGUAAUGUUUAGUUGAAGUUUCCUCCUCAGUAUCUCAACACUGAUCUGAGUCUAAUGGAGCCCCACCAGAACGUGUGUGUGUGUGUGUGUGUGUGUGUGUGUGUGUGUGUGUGUGUGUGUGUGUGUGUGUGUGUGUGUGUGUGUGUGUGUGUGUGUGUGUGUGUGUGUGUGUUACACACACACACACUAAAUAAAGGUUAAAUAAAUAAACAAAUAAUAAUACAAUAAAACCCAACAUGAAACAAUUUCAAUGAUGUUACUGAGUUACAAUUCAUAUAAGGAAAUCAGUCAAUUGAAAUAAAUUCAUUACGUCAGAA
This is a messenger RNA of Oncorhynchus keta (chum salmon), 6217 nucleotides long. RefSeq names its product shroom family member 2a (gene shroom2a). The coding region runs from base 293 to 5710 and encodes 1805 amino acids. Gene Ontology annotation, biological process: actin filament organization. Gene Ontology annotation, cellular component: apical junction complex; adherens junction; apical plasma membrane. NCBI's taxonomy places the organism in Eukaryota, Metazoa, Chordata, Actinopteri, Salmoniformes, Salmonidae. The record is from RefSeq and is a predicted model, not a curated record. The transcript is spliced from 12 exons. Gene Ontology annotation, molecular function: actin filament binding.